AGCACUCAUGAUAAAUUUCUGGUGAAUUUGUUAUGAUGGACUCUCAUGUUCAUCUUAUCAUCCUCCACUGCUGCUCCGCCAGCGUAAAUCAUAAGUGCAGCAUUAUUUAUCAUCUAUUAAAAAAAUAGUGAUGUCAUAAAACAUUCCCUUCCCCUCACAUUACCUUUGUUAUAUUUGAAUGUAUCAUUUUGCUUUUCAAAGAACCAUUUUUUUUGUGAUCGAGUAUGGAGUACAUCGCAUUUUAAUCAUCAUUAUAAUGUUAUAUGACUGCAUUUCCUAUGACUUUCUUAUAAACUUUACGGUUUACGAUACUUCCUCUGUUAUUUACUCUUUGAGUUCUUGUUUUAUAUAAUGUUUUUUUUCUCUUCUUUUAGCUUCGGCGAUUUAUAUAAUGUUAAAAAGGACUUAAGAAAAUAUUAAAAAUGUCGAUGUUUUUCCAGUAAACAUCGAUAACAUCUGAUGAAUAUCGAUAUUCUUACUACAGUUUUUCGGUUUCGUGAAUUUUGUAGAUUUUUGAUAAACUUAACAUUAAUAAAUACAAUUAAAUUCUAGCUUAAUUUACUCAAAUACGGUUUCAGUAGCAGUUUAAUAAACAGAAUGACAACUGGUGAAACCCUAACAUCAGAUUAUCAGCAGCGAAGAUGGCAAAAUAUAAGGAAACUCCUAGAGAGACCUGGUCCAUUUUGUCACCCUGACUUUGAGCCUUCUGCUGAAAUACUAGAUUUUAUUAUGAAUUCCUGUAAAAUACUUGUGGUUGGAGCUGGAGGACUUGGCUGUGAGCUGUUGAAAGACCUUGCAUUAAUGGGUUUCAAAAAGAUUCACAUAGUGGAUAUGGACACCAUAGAAUUAUCAAACUUGAACAGACAAUUUUUGUUUAGAAAAUCCGAUAUAGGUUCAUCAAAGGCAAAAUGUGCAGUUGAAUUUGUUAAUAAGAGAGUGCCUGGUUGUGAAGCUGUAGCCCAUCAUUGUUCUAUCCAAGAAUUUGAUGAUGGUUUCUACAGACAGUUUCACAUAGUUGUAUGUGGUCUGGAUUCCAUAGUAGCAAGACGUUGGCUUAAUGGCAUGCUUAUGUCAUUACUGCAAUAUAAUGAUGAUAGGUCAUUGGAUCAAAGCAGUGUCAUACCACUUGUGGAUGGUGGCACUGAAGGUUUCAAAGGCAAUGCUCGAGUUAUAUUACCUGGCAUGAGUGCUUGUAUAGAGUGUACAUUGGACUUGUAUCCACCUCAAAAGACUUUUCCACUAUGCACUAUUGCUAAUACACCACGGUUACCAGAGCAUUGUAUUGAAUAUGUGAAAGUUUUGCAAUGGGCUAAAGAAAAUCCAUGGGGUGAGACAACACAGCUUGAUGGCGACGACCCCCAACAUGUAGCUUGGGUGUUGGAGAAAGCACAAGAGAGGGCACUCAAAUAUGGAAUUACAAAUGUUACAUAUAGACUAACACAAGGUGUACUGAAAAACAUUAUUCCUGCUGUAGCCAGUACUAACGCUACAAUUGCUGCUGCUUGUGCUACAGAGGUAUUCAAGUUGGCUUCAUCAUGCUGCAUAAAUAUGAACAACUAUAUGGUGUUAAAUAUGGCUGAUGGUGUAUAUUCAUAUACAUUUCCGGCUGAGCGGCGUACUGAUUGCGUAGCGUGUAGUAAUACUACACGUGUAAUGGAAAUAGAAGCAGACGCCACACUCCAAAUGAUUUAUGAUAAACUCUGUGAAGAUCAAGCUUUCUUAAUGAAAAGUCCAGGUAUUACUACUGUAAUUAAUGGUCGCAACAAAACAUUGUAUAUGUCCUCAAUUAAGAGCAUUGAAGAGAGAACGAGGGAUAAUUUAAAGAAGAAAAUAACUGAGCUAGGUCUUUAUAAUGGUGGUGAUAUAUUGGUAGCUGACAUAACAACUCCAAAUACCAUUACUAUAAAAUUAAAAUUUGCUGAAAAUUUUGAUGUAGAUAUGUCACGGUAAAUAAAAUUAAAAUCUCAACCU
Molecule: messenger RNA, 1971 nt
Organism: Achroia grisella
Lineage: Eukaryota; Metazoa; Arthropoda; Insecta; Lepidoptera; Pyralidae
Gene: Uba3
Product: NEDD8-activating enzyme E1 catalytic subunit
Exons: 7
Coding region: 598-1950 (450 amino acids)
Biological process (GO): protein neddylation
Cellular component (GO): cytoplasm; nucleus
Molecular function (GO): NEDD8 activating enzyme activity
Source: RefSeq, a predicted model, not a curated record